This is a messenger RNA of Thrips palmi, 1962 nucleotides long. It is a transcript of the gene Tip60, whose product is annotated as histone acetyltransferase Tip60. Gene Ontology annotation, molecular function: histone acetyltransferase activity. The transcript has 12 exons. The record is from RefSeq and is a predicted model, not a curated record. Gene Ontology annotation, biological process: regulation of DNA-templated transcription. Lineage: Eukaryota; Metazoa; Arthropoda; Insecta; Thysanoptera; Thripidae. Bases 6 to 1583 code for a protein of 525 amino acids.
AGGCAAUGAAAACACGACGCGGUCUCCGCCUGCUCGUAACGCUUGUUUUUGAAAGCGAGGGACUUGAGCGUAAAGUUUGGAGCUCGUUUUUUUUUAAAUUUUUGAAAAUUAUGAAUGAAGAUGGAGAUGAUAGGGAUUCAAUUUGUGACUCACCGGCGGACCUUGUUGAAGGAUGUCGAUUACCUGUUCGCAUGGGAGGAAGCGAAGAUUGGCCUCUUGCCGAAAUCAUAAGCGUAAGGGGAUCAUCUUCAAAAGAUUUCUCAUUUUAUGUUCAUUAUGUUGAUUUUAACAAGCGGUUAGAUGAAUGGGUCUCUGUAGAUCGGUUAGACACACGAAAAGUACAAUAUCCUAGAAGAGAUGGACAACCUGGAACUGGAGUUAACACUCCUAAAAAGACUAGCAUACUUGGGACAAAUAGUAUAGGAUCAUCUUCAAGGCCCACCUCACCUGUCAGUGACCCUCUAACAAAUGGCGGUGGAGCUGCACUUGCUGCAGCUUUGCAGAAAAAAAUUGUACACAAACGGAAAAAAACUAUUGAAAGUGACACUCCGCCAACACCAACUAUUACUUUACCUUCAAUGAUCGAUGAAGAUAGGUUACCAUCAACGCCAACUAAUCACAAGAUUCCAAAACUUCAGCCUCAAACUCCAGAACCAACUAAAGAAGAUCAGCCACCUAGACUAACAGGUAGUAUGGUUGCCCAUAAUGAUGAUGUAGUAACACGAAUGAAAAAUGUUCAAAUGAUUGAACUUGGUGUACAUCGAAUUCGACCUUGGUAUUUUUCUCCAUAUCCCCAGGAGCUUGUCUCUUUAUCUUGCAUCUACAUAUGUGAAUUUUGUCUAAAGUAUAGAAAAAGUAGGAAGUGUUUAGAAAGGCACCUUGUUAAGUGCAAUGUCCGACAUCCUCCAGGUAAUGAAAUCUAUAGGAAAAAUAGCAUAUCAUUUUUUGAAAUUGAUGGAAGAAAAAAUAAAGCAUAUGCUCAGAACCUCUGCCUACUUGCCAAGCUCUUUCUUGACCACAAAACCCUCUAUUAUGAUACAGAUCCAUUUCUAUUUUAUGUAAUGACAGACUUGGAUACAAGAGGGUUCCACAUUGUUGGUUAUUUUAGCAAGGAAAAGGAAUCUACAGAGGAUUACAAUGUUGCCUGCAUACUUACAAUGCCACCGUAUCAACGAAAAGGAUAUGGAAAACUGCUCAUUGAAUUUAGUUAUGAAUUGUCAAAGUUUGAGGGGAAAACAGGAUCACCAGAGAAACCACUUUCAGAUUUGGGCCUUCUCUCUUACCGGUCAUAUUGGGCAAAUACUAUUCUUGACAUUUUAAUAUCUAUCAAACCUACAGGCGAUAAUGAGAAACCACAAAUUACAAUUAAUGAAAUAUGUGAGUUGACAAGUAUCAAAAAAGAAGAUGUCAUUUCAACCUUACAAAACUUGAACUUAAUUAAUUAUUACAAAGGCCAGUACAUAAUUACUCUGACUGAAGAAAUGGUCCAACAACAUAAUUCAGCAAUGGACAAAAGAAAGAUACGAAUUGACCCUAAAUGUUUGCAUUGGACUCCCAAAGACUGGUCAAAGCGUUCAAAGUGAAUCCCAUCGGCCUAAUAGCAGUUCGCAACUUGUGUAAGUCCUGGACCUUACUAGGAGAAGUCUCUCGUGAUAAGUUUGGUUGUACAUAUUGCCAGAAGAAGCAGUCUUGGAAAGGUUUUCAUUGUUAUAAAAUGUAUAUUAACAUGGUUUGGUAAUUUGCUUGCCAGACCAAUCAUUGUGCAAUUCAUUUGAAUUUUUUAAGUCAAGAAGAAAUCAAAUUUUAGAAUGAAAUGUGUUCCCCAAAAGAUAACUGGGGCUAUUGAUUAUGAUAAUUGUGAUAUUUAUGUUGUGACUGAUCAAUUUUUGUGUGGCUACUAAGUGGCAUAGAAGUUGCUCCUGAUUGUACAUAAUGGACAGAAUAAAUACUUUGUAAGCAAAA